Molecule: messenger RNA, 879 nt
Organism: Dryobates pubescens (Downy woodpecker)
Lineage: Eukaryota; Metazoa; Chordata; Aves; Piciformes; Picidae
Gene: APOBEC2
Product: apolipoprotein B mRNA editing enzyme catalytic subunit 2
Exons: 4
Coding region: 51-719 (222 amino acids)
Biological process (GO): cytidine to uridine editing
Cellular component (GO): cytoplasm; nucleus
Molecular function (GO): RNA binding; cytidine deaminase activity
Source: RefSeq, a predicted model, not a curated record
AACCAUUCUGGCCUCAGAGGCCAUAACCUAACACCCCUGGAGCCAAGAAGAUGGCAGAGAAGCAGGAGGAGCCCAGCAACACCCAGAACGGGGAAGCAGACAACGCCGAGGAGGGCGAGGAGAAGAAGAAGAAGAAGGUGAAGAGGGAGGACCUGCCUCCGUUUGAGAUUGUGACAGGGGAGCGCCUCCCGGCCAUAUUCUUCAAGUUCCAGUUCCGGAACGUGGAGUACAGCUCGGGCAGGAACAAAACCUUCCUGUGCUACGUGCUGGAGACCCAGGGCAAGGAGUCGGCCACCUCCCGCGGCUACCUGGAGGACGAGCACGCCGCGGCGCACGCCGAGAUGGCCUUCUUCAGCAGCAUCCUGCCCCGCUGCGAGCCCGGCCUGCGCUACCAGGUGACCUGGUACGUGUCCUCCAGCCCCUGCGUGGCCUGCGCCGACCGCAUCGCCGAGACCCUGCGGCGCAGCAGCAGCCUGCGGCUCAGCAUCCUGGUCGGGAGGCUCUUCAUGUGGGAGGAGCCCGAGGUGCGGGCGGCGCUGCAGCGGCUGCGGGCGGCCGGCUGCAAGCUGCGCAUCAUGAAGCCGCAGGACUUCGAGUACGUCUGGCAGCACUUCGUGGAGCCGGAGGAAGGGGAGGAAGCCAAAGCCUUCGUGCCCUGGGAGGACAUCCAGGAGAACUUCAACUACUACGAGGAGAAGCUGGCGGAGAUCCUGCAGUGAGGCUCCCGACCAAUUCAGAGCUGAUCUCUGGGGAGGUUAACAGCCUCCCACUCCUGGGGCAUUCCUGCUGCCCAGAGCUCUGAUGUCAGCAGGAGGCAAUAACCAACUGGUGGAAGACUAAGCCCUGCUGGCCUGCAAAUACAUGGACAGCACAGACCUG